Cryptosporidium ubiquitum is the source of this 918-nucleotide messenger RNA. RefSeq lists its product as uncharacterized. The record is from RefSeq and is a predicted model, not a curated record. The transcript has a single exon. Lineage: Eukaryota; Apicomplexa; Conoidasida; Eucoccidiorida; Cryptosporidiidae. Bases 1 to 918 code for a protein of 305 amino acids.
AUGACGGGAGAACUAGUUGCCAAAUUGCAAAGAGUUAGAGCUCAGAUGGACGACCAUGCAGUUCAUUAUGUAGGAGGAGGUGAGUCUUCAAGAGCAGAUGCAAGGAAUUCAGUUUUCAAGCUCAAAUGGAGAUUUGCAACAAUGCCAGAUAAGAAUAAAAUAAAGAUUGCAAUGGACAUGCAUGGUCAUGUUUUAGGAGAACAGGAUCCUUCAGAUGAUGAGGCAUGGGGUAACUGGAAUACAAACAAGUUAAAAAAAUGUAAAAUGGUUGAUAAAUUGGAACAAACAAAGGAUAUUGGAAGUGUUUUAGUAUCAGAGUUUGAGAACGUAACUAAGAUAGAGAAGGAAAUGGAAGCUAAAGGUCUGAUUAAUACUCCAUAUUUAAAUGAGAAAUCUGAAACCAAGAAAAGAGACGAGAUUUUGAAAGAACAAGAAGCAUCAUCUUCCUCUUCUGAUGACGAAGAUUCUGAAAAGGGUAAGAAAGAAGUACAGAGAUUCAACACAAUGCAAAAAGAAUUUAUGCUACAGAACUUGACAGAAUGGUAUAGAGAAAUUGUUAGUCAAUAUAAAGAAGGAAUUAAGUUAAUUAAAGUAGCUAAGUCUGGAAAGAAGUUUAUCAGAAUUGUAAAGCUUACUGAUACUGGUUUCUUUGAAAUUUCCUCUGUUACUUCAAAAAGUGAUAGAAUGGUCCAUUUAACUGAUAUUAAGAAUGUUGAACUGGGAAUAGAAGCUCCAGAGUUCAAGGAAUGCAAGAAAGUGAAUCCUAAGAAUCCACCAGUACCUGGAUUGUCUUGUGUUCUAAAUUUACCUGAUAAAAAGACUUUGUGCCUAAUGUUUAAUGAUGAGGAAGCAAGAAAUUCAUUUGUUUUCAUGAUUAGAGUUUUAAAGAGGAAAUUUGAGAAUUCGAAGUCUAAGUAA